AUGGAUCGAGACUCAUCUGGAUUGGGUGUCAAACUAUUGGCGGCAGAAGUGAACGACUCGGAGCAUGGCCCGCUCUGUAGCCGCUGCGAAAAGGCCAUCACUGGGGAAACAUCGUCUUCGAGGUUCUCACGUUUUAAGCUACUGCUAGUCUUUUUUCUGUGCCAGAUUCCUAUUCUGUGUCUGAGCUUCCUUGCUUUUCAUACCUUUCAGACCAAAACUGGGGACACAUCCCAAGGCAUCGACCAGCAGGACUACUUUACUCUCGAGAACUACAACACCACUGAAAAGCUUUACAACAUCGUCGACGCCGCCGAUAGGUCGCCUGAGGCAGACGCAUUUUGGCACGAAAUGCAAAAGACGGAUGGAAUAGUCGCAGUCCACAGCGAAUGGGCAAAGCAAAAUGGCCUCCCAGCCACGGUUGCUUACCCUGACGACUCGGAUUACAAGGUUUACCAAAUCAACGUCUUUCACGCGCUCCAUUGUUUGUACCGCAUCAGAAACAGGCUUACGUCAAAGAUCCCGCUCGAAAAAUGGCCUCGCAACGACAUCCACACCAUGCACUGCGUAGACCACAUCCGGAACGACUUGAUGUGCCACGCCGACAUCUCGCUCUCAGGGUCAGACGAGUACGUUUCCUUCAACUCGCAUAGCCACCACCAGAAAUGCAGGGACUUGGGCGCCCUACAGAAAUGGGCGAAACAGCACGGCUGGGUUGGGUAUAAGGAGUACUUGGAAGGUGAUGUCGGAUAUGAUCCGAUCGAGGCGGAGCGUGUGAACAUGGCCACAGCCGGUAAGGGGCAUUGGAAUAAGGCGCAGAGCAAACUUGAUAAGGAGACUGGGAAAAUUGAACUUUGGUUUGAGGAAGAUUGA
This is a messenger RNA of Colletotrichum orchidophilum, 870 nucleotides long. RefSeq lists its product as uncharacterized. The record is from RefSeq and is a predicted model, not a curated record. The transcript has 4 exons. Bases 1 to 870 code for a protein of 289 amino acids. Gene Ontology annotation, biological process: mycotoxin biosynthetic process. Lineage: Eukaryota; Fungi; Ascomycota; Sordariomycetes; Glomerellales; Glomerellaceae.